Molecule: messenger RNA, 738 nt
Organism: Zychaea mexicana
Lineage: Eukaryota; Fungi; Mucoromycota; Mucoromycetes; Mucorales; Lichtheimiaceae
Exons: 6
Coding region: 1-738 (245 amino acids)
Biological process (GO): spliceosomal complex disassembly
Cellular component (GO): spliceosomal complex
Source: RefSeq, a predicted model, not a curated record
AUGGAAAGGUGUAUCGAAGAUAUACUGGUCGCGGCUACAGAUUACUAUCGUGUGCUGGGCGUCUCAUACGAUUCCUCAAUACAGGAUAUCCGUCGUGCCUAUAUUAAAAAAAGUCGAUUUUGUCAUCCCGACAAGUUCGUCCCGGCCAACCCUCGAGCCACCGAAUGCUUUCAGUUGUUGAAUGCAGCAUACCAUACCCUUACCGACGAAUCCUUACGAUUCGAAUACGACUGCAUAAGAAAUUCGCCUGGUCACUUUAAUGCAGAUUUUGCGACGCAAUAUGAAUACAAAGGAGAUAUGUUUGAGCGUAUGGUGUAUCAGGCAUGCGACGAAAUGUUCGAAGGCCAAUUUCAUACCCUAAGAGUUCUUUUUUAUACCUUUCGCGGUACAGAUCGAUGUACGCGAGUCGACGAUCAUAUCAUUGAUUCAAUCGAAUACCUAUUCAAGAACAUGUACUAUGUAUUAAUGCAUACCCAAAGCUGUUAUCAAGCGAUCAAAGCAGACUUGAUCGAACUCUGUCAAUUACAAAAACAAUUACGAGGAUUAUCCCUUUUCGAUGUGGGCGGCCGGUUACGCCUUUCUCUAGCCAUCAGUAAAACCAUGCUCAAGCUAAUACUCAAAUCUACUACUACUACUAACGAUACCACCCAAAAACAACAUGACGAUGAUGAUCGAGCGUUUGAACGAACGAUCAAACUUUUAAUAGAAGUGAUUCAAACAAUAGAACGUAAAUUUUAA